This is a messenger RNA of Poecilia latipinna (sailfin molly), 3988 nucleotides long. RefSeq names its product parathyroid hormone 2 receptor a (gene pth2ra). Gene Ontology annotation, cellular component: plasma membrane. Gene Ontology annotation, molecular function: G protein-coupled peptide receptor activity; peptide hormone binding; parathyroid hormone receptor activity. Bases 490 to 2121 code for a protein of 543 amino acids. Lineage: Eukaryota; Metazoa; Chordata; Actinopteri; Cyprinodontiformes; Poeciliidae. Gene Ontology annotation, biological process: cell surface receptor signaling pathway; adenylate cyclase-modulating G protein-coupled receptor signaling pathway. The transcript is spliced from 13 exons. The record is from RefSeq and is a predicted model, not a curated record.
UGGCGAGAGAGGAGCCUCCACCACACAUCACAUGGUGACUUGCAGGAGCAGCAGUCAGGUUGGAUGCAGUGGGUGCUCCGUGGGGAAAAUGCCCACCACAUCAUGAAGUGAUUCAUGACACAUGAAAAUGUGCUGCCACCUGAAAGUGGAGCUCAUUUUUUCCAGCUCCAGCUCUGCAUGAGGCUCACUGGUCGCCACAUCAGCGGGUUAACGGGGACCUCCGGAGCCAGCCCGCGUCCAGCGGGGUCUCUUCCUCUGCAGAGGCAGCAGGCACAGGGUCCUGGACGCUCUGCAGGAGCGGGGGGGUUAUUUCUGGGAGUCCUUCUGCGUGUGCCAGGAGCAAAGUGGGGAUUUUAGGAUUUGAUGAAUCCACCUGCCGCGGCUCGGGUUUUCAAACGGAACUUCAGGCGAAACUUUGCAAUGAUGUGAAGAUUUUAUCCAAGGAUGCGCCGACAUCACGGAGGAUUCAGUUGAACACGCGUUUUAGCAAUGUUUUUGAAAGCCCGACGAGCUGUGAACUUUAUUUUGUGGAUCUUUAACUUUGUAAUUUAUUGGACUUGGGUUGAAGCACAGAUGGGGUUCGACAGUCCUCUGUCUGCACAGGAGCAGAUGUUCAUCCUGUAUGAAGUCAAAAUGCGGUGCUAUCAGAACCUGUCCAGUAUGGAACCAACAACCACAGAUGAGGUGUGCCCUCCAGACUGGGACGGUCUUAUUUGUUGGCCUCAUGGCUCACCUGGGCAGAUUAUGAAGGUUCCCUGCCCAGCUUACAUCUAUGACUUCAAUCACAAAGGACACGCUUACAGGAGGUGUGAUGUCAACGGUUCCUGGGUCUUUGUGGAGCAAUGGAACAAAACGUGGACCAAUUAUUCAGAGUGUCUACGGUUCCUUCAGCCCCUCAGCGAUGAGGAAGCAAGACGAGACUUCUUUGAGCGGCUGUAUGUCAUGUACACCACCGGCUACGCUGUGUCCUUCAGCUCUCUGCUAGUGGCCAUCAUGAUCAUUGGAUACUUCCGGCGCCUUCACUGCACCAGAAACUACAUCCAUAUGCACUUGUUCGUUUCCUUCAUGUUGCGGGCUGUCAGCAUUUUUGUGAAGGACAAAGUUGUCUAUUCGAGUGCCGGAUUGCAAGACUUUGACUCGGCCCUGCUGGAUAACCUGAAAACAGUGAGCAUUUCAUCACUCGACAAGUCCCAGUAUGUAAGUAUCAAGUCUUGUGAAAAACAAAUGGCUGGACUUAGCCCCGCCUUCGAGGUGCAGCUCCACCUUGUGGCUGGAGUUUCCAAGCAGCUGAGAUCAGUUUCAAAGUUCACAUCUUGUUUUGUACUUUCAGGUGUUCCUGCUGUGUUUGUCGCAAUCUGGGCGAUCGUCAGGGCAACGCUGGCAGACGCAAGGUGCUGGGAGUUGAGUGCUGGUAACAUCAAAUGGAUUUACCAGGUUCCCAUCUUGACAGCAAUUGGGCUCAACUUUAUUUUGUUUGUGAACAUUGUGCGAGUGCUGGCCACCAAGAUUCGAGAGACAAACGCAGGGAGAUACGACACCAGGAAGCAGUACAGAAAAUUGGCAAAGUCCACCUUUGUGCUGGUGCUGGUGUUUGGCAUCCACUACAUCAUCUUCAUCGGACUGCCUCACACAUUCGAAGGACCAAGUUGGGAGAUUCGCAUGUAUUGUGAGCUAUUCUUCAACUCCUUUCAGGGCUUCUUUGUGUCCAUCAUCUAUUGCUAUUGCAACGGAGAGGUUCAGACAGAAAUAAAGAAAACGUGGACACGCUGGAACCUCUCCUUUGAGUGGGAGGGCCCGGUGGUCUGCGGUCGCUACCGUUACGGCUCCGUGGUCGUAGGUCUCAACAACAACAGCACCAGCAGUCAGUCCCACCUGGCCGGCGGAGGCCUUUCCACGCGCUCCACCACCCUCGCUUCGAGUCGAGCUUAUCGAAGCACGGGCGCGCCCUCCAUCAACGUGCAUGCCACCCUUCCGGGUUAUGUGAUGACAAACUCUGAUCCCUCCAUACCUGAAGAGCUGGAGGACAGCGGCCCCAAAAGAGUGGAUGAUAUCUCACUGAAGGAAAACCUGCCUGUACUGAAUAUAAGUGCAACUGCUGAGGAUGAGGAGGAAACGCUGUAGCUGGCAAAGAAUGCAAAAAGCGCCCGAUUAAAUUUUCUAUCGAUGGAACCGUGGGACUCAUUAUUUCCUUGUGUAAUUUAAGUUCUGACAAAGGUAGCUAACACAAACGACAACUAAAAACGAGGGAGCAUUGUGAACUCUACAUGGAUUAGUCGAUACUGAAGAAGUUCCAAUGCCCAACACGAUUCAUGAGUUUUUAUAUGGCUGAAAGGACUGAUCAAAAGCUUUUUUUUUAUUAUUCUAGAGAGAGACUCAACGAGACACUCCAAUCAAGUUUAUACCUGGAUUUAAAGAAAUCAUUGAACCCAAGCUGUGACUCUGGUGCAGGUGUUAAAAGCAAGCAUAUUCAUUUUAUACGUUUGACUCUUUAAUAUCCACCUGCAACAACUCAUGCUGCACUGGUAUGAAGGGCUUUUGGGGCUGUGAUAUUGCAUCUGUUAAAAAUAAUCUGGAUGAGAGGAUUGAGAUGACAAAAGAGCCCUUAUUUUUGUCAUGAAGGAAACUCCAUUUAUCCAACUGCCUCUGGAGGCCACUCAAUAGACGAGUCCUUAAAAAACGAGACGCAAGCUCCUGCAUACAAAUCCUGAAGUUAGAUACACUUAUCUAAAAAAAGUUGUGGAAGCUCCUUCCUUUUCUUGCUGCUAACUGGUGUGCACCUUUAAUUAGGAUCACAUCUGAAACUAAAUGUGAAGCUCCAAUCAGAAGAAGCACAGAUUAUUGUUUACAUAAAACAGGGUGUUCGUAAGAUGGCAGUGACGGCACAGGUAGCAUGACGGAUGUAAAAACAAGUUAUUGCUUGGAAUGUUGUAUUAAUGAAACUUUUGUUUUUACAAAGAAAAAAAAUUAUAUUUUAACCUCUAAAGAUUUAGUGUGUGCUAUAUUUCUCCAUUACCUCCAUUAACAGAGAAUAAAAUCUUAAAAUGUUUUGUGUUGGGUCCAGAUAAACUUCUCCAUGCAAUGUAUUUUAUGUUAUGUUUUACCCUAGUACACAUUUGAAUCACUCUGUUACCUACCUUGCUCUUUUGACUAUUGUAUAAAAUUAAGAGCGCUUUUCAGGAAGUGAAUUGGAUAUUUUAAAAGUCCUGCAUCUUUGAAGUACAUACUGUUGUUGAUGUGCCCCUGUUCUGAAAGGUGAAUGUUUGUUGGGAUAAAGUCUGUGAAAAUUGCAGUUUCUGCUGCACAAAUCAAAAUCAAAUCAAAUUUUAUUUGUAUAGCACAUUUCAGCAGCAAGGCAUUUCAAAGUGCUUUACAUAAUUAAAAUAAGGUCUUGGUAUGUUACUUUUGCUGUGAUGUCAUUGUCUGCUUUUAUUUACUUUUUCUUUCACAUACUGUUUAAUGGUCUUGGCGCAUUGGGGAAAUUCCAGUGCUCUUAUAGUCCCCAAAGAAGGUUGGAUAGUUGGAAAAAUAACUCGGGAAGUGAGAUACAGAUCAGUUUCACUUUCAGUUUCAAGCAUGCAGCAUGCUAAGGUGAGUGGAUCUUCACCAUUGCAGAUGGUAAAGUUUGGUUAAUUGAUGUUAUUAUUGGAUCAUUUGAGUCAAAGUUGUGUUGAUCGGUUUUAGUGCCUCAAAUGUGCAGAAUUACUACGUACAUGGAGAAAGGCAUGCUGUGUUCAUGCAGCUGAAUUUCUUAUGUCUAAAUUGAUUUGUUGCAGUCAGCUUGUGAUCAAAUUGUUUGUCCUACUGUGUUGAAGGGUAUUAAAAAACAAUAUUCCAUAUAGACUUGUUUUCCUGUGCCAUUAAAGUGAAAAGCAUAAAGGAGAAGUUAUGUGACAGGGGUUGGAAACAAUUUUUAAUAAAAAAAAAGGUUCCAAAGAUUAUUUAUUGGUUUUCAAGUUAUGGAAAAGUCACUCAUACCAAAGACAAAAGG